AUGUCGAAUCCACCGGAUAGGCCAUGGUCCGAGGAGGAGAAGUACUUCUUGCUCACGGAGAUUCUCAAGAGAGCUGGAGUCUCAUCCAACUUCUUAUUGGGGGGAUAUUCCUCUUCCGCCAGAAUCAAUGGCACCAAGUUUGAAUAUCUAAUUGUUUUAAUUCCUUCCCGUCCAGGUCGAUCUAUGAAUUCGUGCAGAACUGCUUUCAACAAUAUGCAAGCGCAAUACCAACCGUAUUCAUCAACACCCACAAUACCUGCAGUACCAACAAUGCCAACAAUGCAAACCAUUGCGCCAGCUCCAGCAUCAAUUCAGAUGCCUCGUCCCGAAGUGACUAGGUCAUCAGCACCACCCGUGGAUCCCAACCUGCGCAAACGACCAUUGUAUCCAGCCGAUAAGCCACGCGCCAUUCAACCAAGACCCCCUGCUAGUGUCGCCUCAUAUAGCAGUGAAAGUGGUACCUCGGCUCAGCUCUCUCCCAAACUAGAAGGCAAUCCAGGUGAACCCCCGCGCAAACGAGGACGACCCAGUAAAGCGGAAACGGAACGGCGCAAACUUGCGGCGGAAGCCCGCGGCGAGACCUAUCCACCACCACGAAGAUCAGGAUCCGGUCGACUCAAAAUUCCGGGCCCCGGUAGUCCGGCCGUGGCAAUUGCUUCAUACACUCAUGCGCACGCGCAUCCACACGCUCACGCAAAUAUUCCGCACUUGGCACAUGGACCAGGUCCUGGCUCUAUGCCCUUUGAUCAUUCCGCGCGACCCAUUGCGCCUGCGCCAGGUCUACAAGCAACAACAGAAGAGCGUCGUGAACUACCAAAUAUGCCUAGCCGUGUCAUGGGUCCUAAUCUGAGAGAAUUGCCUCGUCCACCGGAAAUCAAUCAUCCGUUACCGUCACCACAUGCGCUACAGCUGGGUCCGCCGGAUUCUAUCCUCCGGUUUAACAGUAAUCCUGGUGAGCGCGGUGUGUAUAGCGCCAUUCCACAGGAUCGAUUCUCGCCAGAUAGUAGCCGCCGAGACUCAGUUGCUAGUCGGGGUGAUCCAAACCCGCAAGGUCCUUACUCAGAAGGACGGGCCAGUACCACGCCUGGUGAAAAACCUCGAUAA
This is a messenger RNA of Penicillium malachiteum, 1104 nucleotides long. RefSeq names its product putative AT DNA binding protein. The coding region runs from base 1 to 1104 and encodes 367 amino acids. NCBI's taxonomy places the organism in Eukaryota, Fungi, Ascomycota, Eurotiomycetes, Eurotiales, Aspergillaceae. The record is from RefSeq and is a predicted model, not a curated record. The transcript has 4 exons.